Molecule: messenger RNA, 1827 nt
Organism: Tetrahymena thermophila SB210
Lineage: Eukaryota; Ciliophora; Oligohymenophorea; Hymenostomatida; Tetrahymenidae
Exons: 1
Source: RefSeq, a predicted model, not a curated record
AUGUUUAUUUAAAGUUUUAUCCCUUCAUAAAAUUAUUAGGGAUAAAAUCAAUUAAUAUAAUAAAGUUAACCUAGCUACUUUUAUACUUAUAAUUAAGUUAUAAAUAAUCUUCCCCCUUAAAUCAAUAGAAUAGCAAUAAAACAGCACUAAAAUGGCGUAUUAAGCAGUAAUAAUUUAAAUAUCUAUAACUAAAACUAGGUAAUAUAAAACUAUUAAGCAUAAGUGUUUCUUAAUGGGUAUAGCUAUGACUAGAUAUUCUCAUAAGAUAAACUCUAGCUUUCAUAUGUGCAAGAUUUCCACUUAGAAAAAAAUGAUGAGAAUGUUAUAAACAAUCAUAACUUUUAUGAAAGCAAUAUAAUAAAAAGUAUACAUGAAAAUGAAGAAUAAAUAGACUUUUUACAAGUAAAAAUGAAAAGAUAAGAUGAUCUUGAUGCACAUGCUUCUAAUAAAUUACGUUGCUCUUUUUCUACAAAUUUGACUAAUGUUGAUAGAAGUUAUUUUGAGAUAGUAUGUAGUAUUGGAAAUUAACCCUUCCAAAUAAAUGAAACUCAAAUUGAAGAUGAAUAAUCAUCUAAUGACUAAGAAUAAAUAAUGAUUUAAAGUCUUUAUAGCUCAUAAUUUAUUAGUUAAAUUCCUCCAUAUUAAUAUAAAAACUCGCAUAACUAACCAUAAGUAAAAUAAAGCUUUAACGCAUCACCUUAGCAGACUAAUGAAUAAAAUUAAAUUAAACGCAAUUAAAAAUAAGAGUUCUUAAAUCAUAAUUUCUUAAUUGAUAACCUUAAAUAAGAGUUUCUUAAAUUUUAUGGUUUAAAAGAUGAAAAAAAAUUAGCCCAUUAAAUUCAUGAUGAUCUUUCUUCAAAAGUAAAAGAGAGAAGGAAUGGAGAAUUUACUAAAAUGAGUACUUUAAAAUUAAAAUAAUAACUAGAUUGUUAAUAUUUUACAUUUAAAUAAUGCGUUUAUGCGAAUUUAAAUAGUGGUAUGAGCAAAUAAUUUGUUAAUUAUUGUGGGGAAAUUAAUUUAAAUGAUAAUAAAGAAAGAGUUAUAAAUAAUCAAUUUUAUCAUAAUUUUUUAAAUAUAGAUGAUAGCAAAAACAAAGUUAACAUUUCAAUUAACGACAAUAAUAACAAUUUCAAGAAUUAUAACUAAUUUAUUGAUUUGAACAAGAAAUAAUCUCAUUCAAAUUUAUUUAAAAAUUUUUUUUGUUUAAAACCAAAUUCUGCUUCUUUUCUAAAAAAUUUUGACUUUUCUGAAAUAAGGCUAAACUAGCCAAAAUAGGCUUUAAAGAUAAGAAAUAAGAAAGAAAAUUCAUCUUAUAUAAAAAAUUCUCAGUUUCAUAACUUAAAUAAACUAUUUAUGUACAACAUUUUAAGCAUGUUUAGAACAGAUUCACUAAAAAAUUUUAAUUUACCUGAAAUAAUAAGUCAAGAGUUAUCCAAAAUAAUUUAAAGAUUUAAAAUUUCUAGCCAAAGGAAACACAAAAAAUAAAAUAAAGGAUUUUAUAGCUAUUUCACACACAGCCAUUAUAAUAUCCUUUUCUUAAAAUUAAAUGAUAUGAAUUUUCACUAAAUUAAGAACAGUCCUCUAGAUUUAGAUUUGCAUCAAUAAUGCUUUAAUAUUGAUCUUAGUAAAGAUGUUUCAGAGAUAGAAAUAGCGUAUAUGAAUUUGAUCAAGGAAAUUAAUUAUUAAAUUUUUGUGGUUAACAUAAGAGAAUAAGAGCUGAUUGACGAUGGAACUUAAUCCAAAUAAAAUAUAAGAAUCAAAUAUGCAUUGAAAGCAAUUAUUGGUAUUAAAAAAAUAUCUAAAGGAAAUUUAAUAAAAAAGUUUUGA